UUGAAUUGACUCAAGUCGGGGUUGUCCGUCAAAUAUUUGCCUGUCAAACGUUCCACAUUAAUCAACGGCUUCCAACUUCCAAUUUUCAACCCCAUUGACAUCCUCCCGAACCCGAGACGGCCAUCAACCGAAAAUGUCGCUCAAGCGCAAGGCUUCAUUCUCAGGAAUCUAUUCUCCCGAUGCGGCGCCAGUCAUCGCAGGACGGUCAUUGAUGAUGGACGACUCCCCUAAACAUCUCAAUAGUCGGACACGGAAGCGCUAUAGGAAUGAUCGCCCGGAUGAUAAAAUUGUAUAUGAAAAUACGCUCCGCUGGCUCUUCACUGCCCAGCAGCAGCAAGGACCGAUUGCUCAUGCGGACGAAACGAUAGACGACAUGGAGUCAGACUUUCUUCCAUCAGAGAUUGCCGAUCCACGACAACAAACACUGCAUAAAUUCUUCCAACCCUCCCGUCCGUUAUCUUUCCAAACCGGUCCAAACCAUAUGAAGCAACAAACGGACAAUAUUUCUCGAACCAAUACCGGUUUCUUGAAACGUCACGACCUUGACACUCUUCCAAACGUCACCUUGACCGGUAGUAAUUCGGCUAGCCCAUCCUCACAAGACACCACGGCUGAUACGGAGGCGCGUAUGGACUCCGGAAGCAAUGAGUCUGUCCAAAACUCUAACAGAUGGAAUGGAGGAUCGGGUUGGCUGUGAUAUGACAUCUGAUUGCCAAAUGCCC
Aspergillus caelatus is the source of this 722-nucleotide messenger RNA. RefSeq lists its product as uncharacterized. NCBI's taxonomy places the organism in Eukaryota, Fungi, Ascomycota, Eurotiomycetes, Eurotiales, Aspergillaceae. The record is from RefSeq and is a predicted model, not a curated record. The transcript has 2 exons. Bases 134 to 697 code for a protein of 187 amino acids.